UUUGUAACAGAUAUUUUCAGUUAAUAUGUUAUCUUAUCCUUCUAGCCAGUAGUUUCCUUUAGCCAAAAAAAAAUGGGUUGUUCUUUGAAUACUCAUUUGAAUUAUUUACCUUCAAUUACAUUGAAAAAUGGUUCAGUAAACAGAAUUUCUAAGAGAGUUUCUUGUUCUAUGUUGAACACAAGAGCUAUGGCUAAAGAACUGCAUUUUAACCAUGAUGGUUCUACCACAAAGAAGCUUUUGGCAGGUGUGGAUUUGGUGGCAGAGCUGAUUGGUGUAACUUUGGGUCCAAAAGGAAGGAAUGUAGUUCUUGGAAAUAAGUAUGGUCCUCCCAAGAUUGUUAAUGAUGGUGAAACUGUUCUUAAAGAGAUUCAGCUGGACGAUCCUCUGGAAAAUGUCGGAGUAAAAUUAGUUAGGGAAGCCGGUGCCAAGACUAAUAAUCUCGCUGGUGAUGGUUGCACAACAUCUAUAGUGCUUGCUCGAGGUCUGAUUGCUGAAGGUGUCAAGGUUACUGCAAUGGGCGCAAAUGUUGUCCAAGUGUCUCGUGGAAUUGAGAAAACUGCUAAAGCCCUCGUUUCUGAGCUCAAGUUGAUGUCCAGAGAGGUUGAGGAUCACGAACUGGAAGAUGUUGCUGCUGUUAGUGCUGGCAAUGAUUAUGCCAUCGGGAAUAUGAUUUCGGAAGCUCUUAGGCAGGUUGGAAGAAAAGGUGUUGUCACAAUUGAGAAAGGGAACUAUACUAAAACCAAUCUAGAAGUUGUCGAAGGAAUGCAGUUUGAUCGUGGCUAUUUGUCACCUUAUUUUGUAACUGAUCGACGAAAGAGGAUUGUUGAACUUCAUGAUUGUAAGUUGCUUUUGGUUGAUAAAAAAAUUUCAAACCCGAAGGAGUUGGUAAAAAUUUUGGACAAUGCAGUAAAGGAGAAGUACCCGGUUUUGAUAAUCGCAGAGAGCAUUGAACAGGACGCUCUUGCUCCCGUGAUUAGGAACAAGCUCAGGGGUGUCCUAAAGGUAGCUGCAAUAAAAGCUCCAUCUUUCGGGGAGCGCAAGAGCCAUUGCUUAGAUGACAUCGCUAUCUUGACUGGAGGAACUGUGAUCAGAGAUGACAUGGGCUUGACUCUUGAAAAUGCCCACAAGGACUUGUUAGGCAGUGCUUCAAAGGUGGUCAUUACGAAGGACUCUACACUGAUAGUUACUGAUGGAAGUACUCGAACGGCUGUUUCAAAGAGGGUUACUCAGAUACAAAAUCUUGUCGAGAACACAGAAGAAAAAUUCCAAAAGAAAAUCUUGAAUGAAAGAAUUGCGAGAUUAUCCGGUGGUAUUGCCAUCAUUCAGGUGGGAGCACAAACACAGGUAGAGUUGAAAGACAAACAACUAAGGAUUGAGGAUGCCCUCAAUGCAGCACGGGCUGCUACUGAGGAAGGAGUAGUAGUGGGCGGUGGAUGUUGUCUUCUGAGGCUAUCAUCAAAGGUGGAUGCUAUCAAAGAAAUGUUGGACAACGAUGAUCAGAAGGUUCAUGUUCUUAUUCAGUUUCAUUUUCUGAAAGCUACUUUCAUUUCAUUAAACUAUCUGAAUUCUCAGUUUCUUGAGCUACUUGCUUUUCAUCGCGAGUAUUGGAUAGUUGUGUUUUCUCCAACUGGUGCUGCUUUUGCUAAUCUGAUCUCUGGACCGACUGUUUACUCGAAUUAUUCACAGAUAGGAGCUGAUAUUUUCAAAAGAGCACUAUCGUAUCCUGCAAAACAGAUUGCAAAGAAUGCUGGUGUAAAUGGGAACAUUGUUGUAGAGAAGAUUUUUUCAGUCGAUAACAUGAAAUAUGGAUAUAAUGCUGCAAGAGAUAGAUAUGAAGAUUUGAUGGCUGCCAAAAUUAUGGAUCCUACAAAGGUUGUUAGAUGUUGUCUAGAGCAUGCAGCAGCAGUUGCCAAGACCUUCCUGAUAUCAGAUGCCGUUGUUAUUGACAUCCCCGAACCAGUAUCAUCCAGACAAAUAAGACGACCACCACCAAUGCCAACUUCAGGUCCCAGGCUCUCUGGUCUCUCAGGUCUAGAGGCAAGGGCAACUGGUCUCUCAGGUCUAGGGGCAAGGGCAACUACUCUUUAGUUCAGACAUGAAGUAUUAGCUCAUCGUAACAAUGCCAACUUCUAACAAUUUGUGCCAUGAUCACCGACAAAAUCCUCAGAUGUGAAGAUAGCAGAAUUGAUCAUUUUUCACCAUCAAGUGACACAUUCAAACUUCUCGAAUCUCCAAGAGAACAUAUCAGAUCAUCAGACAGGAUUAUGCGCGAGUAGAAGUAUGUGCCUUGCUUGAGGUUGCAUGAAAAUAAAUUGCAUUUUCGAGCACAUUUUUGUAAAUUUUGAAAGAACUGAUAGUAGAGCGAUCCAUGAAAACUGAUGUGGAUUGUGUACGAGCAAUUACUUUCGUAGCUGGAUAAAGUAUAUUUUUUUCACAUAUGUAGUUCUGCUCAUAUCAAUAGAAAUACAAAUCUGAUAUGCAAAAGUAUAAAGACUGUUUGUAAUAAA
This is a messenger RNA of Capsicum annuum, 2507 nucleotides long. RefSeq names its product chaperonin 60 subunit beta 4, chloroplastic. The transcript has 13 exons. NCBI's taxonomy places the organism in Eukaryota, Viridiplantae, Streptophyta, Magnoliopsida, Solanales, Solanaceae. Gene Ontology annotation, biological process: protein refolding. Bases 73 to 2088 code for a protein of 671 amino acids. The record is from RefSeq and is a predicted model, not a curated record. Gene Ontology annotation, molecular function: ATP binding; ATP-dependent protein folding chaperone. Gene Ontology annotation, cellular component: chloroplast stroma.